AUGUUAACCAAUGAUUGGAGAUGGUGGUCUAUCCGCUCUGCAAUACCUCCCAUUAUCGCUGCAGCCAUUUCCUUGACCUAUGGUCUCUACAUUCUCGCCUACCCACCCACCUACAAGAAGCUCAGCAUGUUCCUUCUCGCCAUACCUCUGGCCUAUGCCUUCAAACAACACCUAUACGCGGCGCCAGACUUCAUGCUUACCGACACAUUCGGACGCUUCCUGUACAUUUGGUACGCGCAUAUGAGCUACGAAGUCCUGAUCUUGGAGUUUGCGCCCGCAGUGGAAAAGGAGAAUGACAACUGGAAGAGCAGGAUGAAGCUGGCGUGGCGAGUCAUCUUUGACCGGAAUCACAAGCCAGCUGUAGAAAAGGAGCAGGGAAAAAGAAGAGACUGGGUUCGAGAAGAGCAAGGCAAGGCAGCAGGCACAACCAUGAUCAAUCCCCAGCAUGCCUUUCCAAACCUACCUCAACCUACCCUCACCCACACCGCUACAGGAACCCAAUACCACCACGGCUACGGCUACGUCCGCUUCACCUCGCACCACCUCGUCCAGUCCAUCCUCCUCGGUUCUCUCCUCACACUCAACGACCGAUUCCGCGCAUCUAGCUACAGACCACCCUCGUACGAUUUCGAGUCCGGCUACGGCUCCUUCUUCCGACGCCUCCCCGCCUCGCUCGACGCCAACGAAAUGUACGCCCGAGCCAGCUACUGCUUCGAUUGGACCAUCAUCUCGCUCUUCGAGUACGAGUUCUACUACUCCCUCUUCGCACUGCUCUUCGUCUCCCUUUUGCGCACAGACGCGCCCACACACUGGCCGCUGAGUCUCUGCGGCCACAUCAGGGAGUCGUGGAGCAUGCGUCGCUACUGGGGCACUCACUGGCAUAAUUAUAUAUAUAUUAGUUUUACGACGCAUACGCAGGUGGUUACGCGCACGUGGCUGGGCUGCAAGAGAGGGGCGUUGUCUACGAGGCUGUUAGAGAAUGUGAUUGUGUUUACGGUGAGUGGGGCGAUGCAUAGUGUGGUCAAAUGGCAGCAGGAUCCAGAGGAGGAGUGGCUGGCUAUUACGUGGUGGUAUAUUGCGCAGAUGCUGCCCAUUGUCGCCGAGAGCGUGGUGCAGCAUUACUGGCACAGAGCGAAGAAAUGGAUGGGUGUUGCCGCAGACAAUAAAUGGGUGAGUCGAGGAGAACUCGCGGCCGGGUAUGCAUGGGUGGCUUGGUGGUUCAUGUGGAGUGUACCCAAGUAUUAUGCUUGGAAGGAUUAUUGGACGUAUGAGAAGAUGGUAAAGAGGUGGGAGAGGCGACGGGCGGAGAUGGAGGAAAUGGGCCUGUGGAACGAGACAGAAUGA
Molecule: messenger RNA, 1344 nt
Organism: Plenodomus lingam JN3
Lineage: Eukaryota; Fungi; Ascomycota; Dothideomycetes; Pleosporales; Leptosphaeriaceae
Source: RefSeq, a predicted model, not a curated record